CGAUGAUUGCAUUUGUGUUGGUGUGCCACAGCAAAAAGCUCUUGUCGCUGCCAAGCCGCCAUUUUGUUUCCGAAUGCUUCGGCUACCGUCGUCGUGUUUUACCGCGGACGCUGUACUGGUGCUGUCAUUCUGACAGCUUAUGUUGCAUUGUGUGGAAGGCUUUUUUUUGUUAUUCCUCCGCGUAGUUCGUCACAUUUUUUGACAGCUCCAUAUAGCGUUUGGAGAAAAAGUUAAAUUUUUCAAAGUGGAUUUUAUGGCAUGAAUACCGAUUAAUUUUGUGUGAAAACAUUUUCCAGUUAGUGGUUAGAAGCAGCAAGACGAGAAACACGUAUUUUUCAAAUAAAUUUCACCGGAACAUUGCUAGUACAGGACAACAAAAUAUUCGCUCGGCGAAAGCAGUUUUACUUAAUGGUGAAGUCGAAUACAAAAUAGCACAAUUUUUCUUGGAGGUAGUGCAUCUAAAGUCGUCAAGAUUGAGGAAAUAGAAGAAAUCGUGGAGACCGAGGAGGUCAUCCUCUCUCCAGAUGAAAUGCAACAUGAGUACGAGAUUACAUCGGUUCCGAUAGAAACGACUCCUGUCAAGCGCACCGACAUACGUGAUCUGGCCCGCGAAGCAAACUUUCAAACGAAGCUGCUACAACAGGAAAAUGAAGCCCAAGAGCUCAAUUUUCAGCCGGCUUCAAGUGCGGAGGAUACGGAAGGAUCGGACCAGGAACAUGCUAUGGGUGAGCAUAACUUCAGUACGGAACAUGAAGGUGAACAAAUGGAUAUGGAAGGAGUCAGUCCAAACACGCAAUCCGCUAUCCGCAAACGGCGAGGAAAUUUGCCGAAACAUUCGGUGAAGAUUCUUAAACGAUGGUUGUACGAGCAUCGCUACAAUGCGUACCCGAGUGAUGCGGAGAAGGUGACACUAUCGCAGGAAGCCAAUCUUACGGUGCUACAGGUUUGUAACUGGUUCAUCAAUGCGCGCCGUCGAAUUUUACCCGAGAUGAUAAGGCGGGAGGGCCACGACCCUCUGCACUACACUAUCUCACGGCGGGGUAAAAAGCUUAACAAUCAACUGGCCAACAUGAUGCCAAAUCCUAUCUCUAUGAGUCCUGCUUCCGAAGUCAUUGUUGGCGCCACUGAGGAGAUUAUCGAGGAGGAAGAAGUCAUCGAGGAAGGUGUUCCCAAUAUCAUCACUUCGAGCAUUGGUCAGCAAUACGUACAGACACCGAGUGGGCUGGUGAAAGUGGAGGAGGACGUAGACUUCGAGGACCAUAUUAUCUAUCGGUCAGACGAAAGCAAUAUUGAGUACGAAUACCCGGAAGAGGAGGAAGAAUUACAAACGGAGCAAACCGAAUGGGACGGAAUCAUUCGAUACGCCAACGAUAAAGAUGAUGAAAUUCCCGAAGAAAUAACCGAAGAGGAAGUGAUUGCUUCCGACAGUCCCGUAAACGAGUUCUUCACCACAACCCACACCAAUGUCACUCAUCAGUCACAAUUGCCACAAACACCGAGUACAACCAAUACCGUCGUUCCCGCUGGACUUACCAGGCUUCAAGUGGUGUCCAGUGUCGUCAACACCAUCUCGAAUCCAGUUGUGACGACUGUUAAACCGCUCGGUACCACCAUUCUCACAACGCCGAUUACUAUUGGCAAGGGGACGACGGUGAAGAAGAUUUUUACCACACCGGUGUCGGAAACGAACACCAAACCUUCCGUACCGACGACAGUGACAGCCGUGCUAACAACGGCCAACUCGAACAUCAACAUUAACAACAACAAUAACAACAAUAGCAGCAGCAAUAACAACACUCAGAACAACUCUCAGCAUACGACGACUGCAGUCAAAGUUAAAGGUGUCAUCCGCGACGAUAAGGACCAGUUCAAAUGUCUGUACUUGUUAGUGGAAACAGCGGUAGCGGUGCGUCAGCGGGAAAAAGAACAGGACGACGUGCACGUACUUGGCAAUUAAAAGCAAAAGUAAAACCCAUUCAAAUAGAACAUCCUUUCCCGUUUCUUUUACCACCCACUCGUCCCCCGUACACAAAACACCCGUAACACGACGUCAUUGUUUAAGCAAACUAGAAGAAAAAUUCGUUAUUUUUUCUAUAAAACCAAUUUAGAAAGCGAAACAAAACAUUGAAGAGAAUUUUACUAAAGUAAGUAAGGACAGAUUUAAGCUAGGUGAUAAUAUGAGGUAAAAUCGCGCACUCUGAAGAUAAAACACCCACACACAACACACACGAUUCACUGCUGAAUAGAGCAAAACCUGUAUAUACAUGAAUUAUAUACACUUACUCUUAAACGUAGAGCGUACGAAUAAUGCAGAAAAGGAUCAUCAUGAGAAAACAAAACUACUAUUAAAGAUUAAUUAUUACUACUAGUUAGUAAGACCGUAGAGAGCACACAGAGAGUGAACGCGUUUCUUUGAUUUUUGACUGCAGUUUUUAAACAAAUAACACAUUUGUUAGUCUAUUUUUUUUCUCGUCGUAAUAUAGUUUACAAGAAAAUCCCUUUCGUUCUUCAACAAACAUUUAACCAUCCCAAAAUUGCUCAGAAACUGAUUACUCUUUUCCAUUCCUUCCUUCCGGCCUUCCUCUUAUUCACAGCAAAUAAGUCAGUUAUUUGAAAUUUUUUCGACAUCCAAGCAAACUGAACCUGCGUGUAUCCGAGCAAUAUCUUCAAAACUUCCCAGGCAGUCCUGGACCUAUCUAUCUGAUCUUCGACUGGUGUCAAUUUUCAUUGGUCGAAAAAAAAAGCUGUAAACAAACCAACCAACCCAGUUCGUAUGCUGUCGAUUCCCAACACUAAUCGCUUCUACCUUCCGCUUCAGGCAAAAAUCAAGAACAAAAAGUUAACUUAAGACAGACAGUUAGGCAGCAAUUUGAACCUCCUUGAAGCGUUGUUCUGCUCAAUAUGUGACGAAAUGCGACGAAUAAUACACGGCUCAAUGUGGACGUUCGCGGUUUUGUUAAGAGGAAAAUGUAGUGAUAAGUCAUUUCCAUCACCUGUGUUAGCGCGUCAUUUUACCAUUGUGUUUCUGGAAAUGGAAUUUCGUUCGUUCGUUCAAAAUAGGCAACGAUGUAAGCGAGAAAUAUUAUCUUUUUUUUCUUCAUCUAUAAACCUCCGACAGGAACUCCAAGCACUGUUUCGUAACCAGUUUCGUAAUUCAUUCAUGCGAUGAGAGAUCGUUUCAUAUUGUAGUCAUUCAGCAGUAAGUGUUUCCUAUUGAUUCGAGUCAAUUUUAGCCAACUUCUAAGGGCUUUCUAUGGUUCAAUUAUACACGGUCUGGCUCUGUUUUUUUUAUAUACUUAUUUAUCAUGUUCUUGUUCUGUCGGAAAGGAAGUAAGGGAAAAAACUUCGGUACAGUUAGAAGAAAGAAGAAACUCUCAUAAGUAAGUACGUUUUAUAAAUAAAUGUAAAAAAACUCUAUUACAUAGAAAUAAUCAAAAACAAUUUAAAUAAAAAUCCUUACGGAAAAUAUUGAAAAUCUA
Malaya genurostris is the source of this 3479-nucleotide messenger RNA. RefSeq names its product putative mediator of RNA polymerase II transcription subunit 26. Lineage: Eukaryota; Metazoa; Arthropoda; Insecta; Diptera; Culicidae. The transcript is spliced from 8 exons. The record is from RefSeq and is a predicted model, not a curated record. Bases 530 to 1957 code for a protein of 475 amino acids. Gene Ontology annotation, molecular function: RNA polymerase II cis-regulatory region sequence-specific DNA binding; DNA-binding transcription factor activity, RNA polymerase II-specific. Gene Ontology annotation, biological process: regulation of transcription by RNA polymerase II.